AUGGAGUUGUCAAGCAGUGAGGAUGAUUUUGUGGUCCUCUCACUUCUUGAAAGAGAAAGAAAAAGAAAAAGGAAAUAUUGGGUCCAUCCAAUCCUGAGAAGAUGUCAAGAGCAGGGAGAGUUUCACCUGUUGAUAAAGGAGCUGCGGAAUUCUCCCGAUCGUUUCCAGGUCUAUUUCAGGAUGUCAGUGGUCCAGUUUGAUACACUUCUAGCAAUACUGGAACCACACAUUAAAAAGAAGACCACCAAUUUCCGCGAUCCAAUUGAUCCCGAACAGCGGCUGGCAGUAUAUCUAAUAUAUCUCAGCACUGGGGACUCAUUUACCACCAUCGCCAGCAGUUUCAGGUUGGGCAUCAGCACCGUGGGGAAGAUUGUGGGGGAGACCUGUGACCAAAUCUGGCUGCAACUCAAGGACAAACACAUGCCAGCUCCAACAGAGGAGAUCUGGAAGAACACGGCAAGGAGGUUCAAUGAGAGAUGGAACUUCCCUAAUUGCCUUGGAGCUCUGGAUGGGAAGCAUGUCAGAAUAGAGGCCCCUGCAAACACAGGUUCCCUUUUUAUAAAUUAUAAAGGCACCUUUUCCACUGUCCUCCUCGCCUUAGGGGAUGCGGGUAACCACUUCCUUGCCAUAGAUGUGGGGAGCUAUGGUGGGAAUAGCAACAGAGGUAUAUUUGCAGAUUCUGCGCUGGGACGGGCCCUCCAGUGUGGAACACUGAAUGUUCCACCCCCAUUGGAGCUCCCAUCUGCACCUGAAUUGGGGAAGGUCAAUCAUGUAAUUGUGCUUUUGCUUUUCCCAUGAAGCCAUACCUCCUCCGACCCUACCCUGGAAAGCAUCUUGAAGAGGACAAGCGCAUCUUCAACCUCCGCCUGUCAAGAGCGCGUUGCAUAUCAGAAAAUGCAUUCGGCAUUCUGACCCAGCAAUUCAGGGUCUAUAAAAGACCGAUGGGGGUGAACCCUGACCUGGCAGACAGCAUCGUCAAAGCAACCUGCCUAUUAUGCAACUACCUGUGCAAUGAAGUGGAGGGAUCAGCCAGCCAGGAUGACAGCUUUGAUGUUGUCAACGCCAGGGCGUGUCUACAGGAGAUCCAGACGCCAAGGGGCAACCGGGCAUCUGCAGAGGCUCUGCGCAUUCGAGACACAUUUAAACUGUAUUUUGUCUCACCUGCUGGCCAACUACCAUGGCAGUACGACCCUGUGCACCACGGACUCAUAGGUUAAAGAUACAGCAAUGCAACCGUAGAAGAUAGAAGAUGUCAGAUAUUUUAAAUUUGUUUGAAUGUUGUUCAUAGGUUCAAUACUGUAUAGUUAAAUACAUUGGCUGUUAUUAUUGUAUUUUCUAAAUACCACACUGAACCGGAUAUUGUUAUAUACUCAUAGUUUACACAUUAUUAUUACUAUUGUUAUAUUUUGUAAAUACCACACUGAACCGGAUAUUGUUAU
Molecule: messenger RNA, 1439 nt
Organism: Thunnus maccoyii (southern bluefin tuna)
Lineage: Eukaryota; Metazoa; Chordata; Actinopteri; Scombriformes; Scombridae
Exons: 2
Coding region: 1-798 (265 amino acids)
Source: RefSeq, a predicted model, not a curated record